AGCCGCGGCCUGCCUCGGAGGGAGACCGGACGGGACCGGGAGGCGCCGCCGUUGCUACCGCCCAGCGCAGCCCCGCCGAACCGCCAUGAGUGACCAGCAGCUGGAUUGUGCCUUGGAUUUGAUGAGGCGUCUGCCUCCGCAGCAGAUAGAGAAGAAUCUCAGUGACCUCAUUGACUUGGUCCCAAGCCUCUGUGAAGAUCUUCUCUCCUCUGUUGAUCAGCCAUUGAAGAUUGCACGAGAUAAGGUGGUAGGAAAAGACUAUCUAUUGUGUGACUACAACAGAGAUGGAGACUCAUAUAGAUCACCGUGGAGUAACAAAUACGAUCCUCCCCUGGAAGACGGUGCCAUGCCAUCUGCUCGCCUGCGCAAGCUGGAGGUGGAAGCCAACAAUGCCUUUGACCAGUACAGAGACUUGUAUUUUGAAGGUGGAGUCUCCUCUGUCUACCUCUGGGAUCUGGAUCAUGGUUUUGCCGGGGUGAUCCUCAUUAAGAAAGCUGGAGAUGGAUCAAAGAAGAUUAAGGGAUGCUGGGAUUCCAUCCACGUGGUGGAGGUUCAGGAGAAAUCCAGUGGUCGUACUGCUCAUUACAAGCUGACCUCCACAGUGAUGCUGUGGCUGCAGACUAAUAAAACUGGUUCUGGUACCAUGAACCUUGGAGGGAGCCUUACCAGACAGAUGGAGAAAGAUGAGACUGUGAGCGACUCCUCUCCACACAUAGCCAAUAUCGGACGCUUGGUAGAGGACAUGGAAAACAAAAUCAGAAGUACACUGAAUGAGAUUUAUUUUGGAAAAACAAAGGACAUCGUUAAUGGGCUGAGGUCUGUGCAGACUUUUGCAGACAAAUCAAAACAAGAAGCUCUUAAAAACGACCUGGUGGAGGCUUUGAAGAGAAAGCAGCAAAGUUAAAAUACUCUUCCUGCUAACAAGACAUGCCAUGCACUCGUUAGAUUCCUUUCUUAGAAAACUCAUCCCCCCCUUGCCCUUUUCUGUUACGUCACGUCACAAUUUGCAUUCAAUACUAUCCAUGCAACGCCAUCUUCUCCCCAUGAAUAAAGCUGUACAAACUUUUUCAGUCUCUGAGGCCUACUUUGCACCACAUUUUACUAUUGAGACCUUAGGCUACGUUUCUGUAGAAGUCCAUGUAUUUUUUUUUUCCUCCCCCCUCCCCUCUUCCACCCUCCCCCAUUUAUAUGCAUAACCACGGAUCAUUGUUUGUCUUUUCCUCCCCACCCCCUCCUGCCUUUUGUUACAUUGGUGUAAAAAAUGUAAAACAAAAAUUUAUUAAAUACUGUGGUGUGUGAAAGAGGAAGAACUGGGAAAAAAAAAAGAAAAAAAAAAUCUAUUCCACGUAUGUUUGGGGGCUGGGCACAGGGGCUGGCUGGUGGGAGGGAGGGAAGAGAGGGUGUUCCUCGGUGUUGUACUAUACUGACUAAACCAGAUUUGCAAGGAGACGUUGAUUAGGAGACCUGCUGAAAGUUCUGCUCUUCUAUAGCCUGGUUCCAAGGCGCUUUUCUGUCAAUUUUUAUGGAAUGCAAAAGGGGUUUUUGUUUUGAUUUUGUUUUUUUUGUAAAGCUUAAAUUGAAUCUACAUCUGAUACUUGAGCCUCCAUACUAAAAAAAAAAAAAAAAAAAAAAAGAAAAAAAAGGAAAAAAAAAGACUAAAACAAAGAAAUAAAAAUAAAAAAAAAUAUCCCAGGAAGCA
This is a messenger RNA of Gymnogyps californianus (California condor), 1699 nucleotides long. RefSeq names its product capping actin protein of muscle Z-line subunit beta (gene CAPZB). The record is from RefSeq and is a predicted model, not a curated record. The transcript is spliced from 9 exons. Gene Ontology annotation, molecular function: actin filament binding. Gene Ontology annotation, cellular component: cytoplasm; F-actin capping protein complex. The coding region runs from base 86 to 904 and encodes 272 amino acids. Gene Ontology annotation, biological process: regulation of lamellipodium assembly; actin cytoskeleton organization; negative regulation of filopodium assembly. Lineage: Eukaryota; Metazoa; Chordata; Aves; Accipitriformes; Cathartidae.